This is a messenger RNA of Triticum aestivum (bread wheat), 3432 nucleotides long. Its product is annotated as protein DETOXIFICATION 16. Gene Ontology annotation, cellular component: membrane. Lineage: Eukaryota; Viridiplantae; Streptophyta; Magnoliopsida; Poales; Poaceae. Gene Ontology annotation, biological process: xenobiotic detoxification by transmembrane export across the plasma membrane. Gene Ontology annotation, molecular function: antiporter activity; xenobiotic transmembrane transporter activity. The transcript has 10 exons. The record is from RefSeq and is a predicted model, not a curated record. The coding region runs from base 1693 to 3129 and encodes 478 amino acids.
UUCCGGAAAAUGGUUCGUUCAAAAUCCCCAAUCCUGCCAAAUCCUAGCUCUUCUUACUCUGCCAUCUCUCUCAAUCUGCCACCGCCGUCACCUAGCUCGAGAUGGAUCAGUUUGAGGGAGAGAGUCCUGAUUUGCCACCCUGCAUCCCAAAAUAUAUUGCAAGUCUGCAUGUGUGCCCUCUCUGGUCAAUGAUCUUGCUCUUCCUCUCUUCUCACAUGCUAUUUUUCUCUUGUUAUUUGUGAUCUCUGAUGUUACAUUAAUUUCUUUGUAUCGAUGGACAUGGUAAUCUGCAGGGAGUGGGCAUCUAGGAUGAGUGAAGUGAAAAGAAUAGAUGCACUGAUGUUAGUAAAAAAAUAAACAGUGCAAUGGCAGUUCCCAGUUUCUACGAAAACAAAGUGAAGAGGAAUGACUUACUUUACUGUUAUGUUUAGGGAAGUGUCAAAAAAGAAAAUUUCAAAUUUACUUAAAAUUUUAAAUUCCACAAGAAUUAUAAACUGCAUAUGCUGUACAGUGUUGUUCAAGACAGACUCUUUAUAUCUGGACAUAUCACGUUGAUGUGACUUAGGUUGUAAAUAGCCUUACAAUCUUGAAGCUAGACAACAUUUUGAUUCUUAUAGCUUUUGUUUCCUCAAGUGUAUCAGCUGAUUCCUUAUAUUCUUUCUGCUCUACCAUAUUUGCAUGUAUCCUGUUGCUUCUUUUUCCUUGAGAUGCUAGACCGUAUUUUUUUUAUUUUUUUGCAACUACAACGAUGUAUAUUUUCUGAUUCCAUUUGUUGUUGAUGCAGUGGAAAGCGGGAUCAACAGCUGAAUAUUGUUAAGCUAACACAUUUCUUGCUGGUGUGUGCUUUUAUCAAUUAAAACGCAUGUUUCUCAAGAGACGCAAACUGCAAGUGAUUCAGAAUGAGAGUAGCAACUUUUGCCUUUGCUUCUGCUACAUACUUCUGUAUAUUGGCAUUCAACUAUUUUGGUCGUUCCCAUUUAGUUUCUAAAUCCCAGUUAAGCCUUGUGGAAGUCUAGCAGAUCAUAAAUUUGAGACAUGGAUCCAACUUUCUUACGGUGCAUGGAGAAAUAUACUUACGACUUCAGAUUUCAGAUCUGGACUUUAGACUUCAGAAGUUCCUCUGGCCCAUUCUGUCAAGUCUUUUUUUCUUCUUCUCUUCCAUUAGGAUCCAGAUUUGGACUUCUGUACAUUUGCUCCCCAUCUUAGAUCAUUAAGUGUUGUACUUUUUGUGCAUUCUAUAUAUGACAUUCUUUGUCAAGUCUUUGUUUCUUCUUCUCUUGCAUUACAUUUCAGAUUUCGAUUUCUAUAAAUUUGCUCCCUAUCUUAGAUCACUAUUCGUUGUACUUUUUGUGCAUUUUUCUAUGUCGUUACAUUGGUGCAUUGAUUUCUUUUCCACUUCAUUCUUCCUAAAUAGCCCUACGAAGUUUCUACACAAAUCUGGAAAACAUGUUUUCCUUCACUUUUUAGGCAGGAUCAGGCCCACUGCAUGCAAUCCUGAACGGCUCGCCUCUUCGCCGACCCAGGAGUAGCAGGCACCGUUGCAUGAGAACAGACUGCAUGCUGAAAAUGACUCUGAAGGCACGUUCAACUUGGCUGCCAAGCGACUGCGUCUGUUUCCUCUUGGUUUCCAGUGCCGGGCCUAUACAAUAAUGAUGAGAACCAGAACGUGAGAUUUCUAGCACGUUGCCAGCCAUGGAGGAGCCUCUUGUUGGGGGCAAGAGCGACAGUGAGGAGACAGGAGGGCCAAAGGAGAGCUUGGUGGUGAUUGAGGUGAAGAAGCAGCUGUACCUCGCCGGGCCCCUCAUCGCCGGAUGCCUGCUGCAGAACGUCGUGCAGAUGAUAUCGGUCAUGUUUGUCGGCCAUCUCGGCGAGCUCGCCCUCUCGAGUGCCUCCAUCGCCACCUCCUUCGCCAAUGUCACCGGCUUCAGCUUGAUGUCUGGCAUGGCGAGCAGCUUGGACACACUGUGUGGGCAAGCCUUCGGGGCAAAGCGGUACCAUCUGCUCGGCAUCUACAAGCAGAGGGCCAUCCUUGUGCUCACUCUGGUGGGCGUUGUGGUUGCGGUGCUCUGGGCGUACACCGGGCAGAUCCUCCUGCUCUUCGGCCAGGACCCGGAGAUUGCCAUGGGGGCAGGGAGCUACAUCCGGUGGAUGAUUCCGGCACUGUUCGCUUACGGACUGCUGCAGUGCCACGUCCGGUUCCUCCAGACGCAAAGCAUCGUAGUCCCGGUGAUGGCGAGCGCAGGUCUCACGGCGCUGAGCCACGUGCUUGUGUGCUGGUUGCUGGUAUACAAGCUUGGGCUGGGCAACAAGGGCGCUGCUCUGGCCAAUGCUGUCUCGUACCUGGCCAAUGUGUCAAUCUUGGCUCUCUACAUCAGAGUCUCUCCAUCCUGCAAGAGCACCUGGACAGGGCUCUCAAAGGAGGCGUUUCACGACAUCGUCAGCUUCAUGAAGCUUGCCCUGCCAUCUGCGCUCAUGGUUUGCCUAGAGUGGUGGUCGUUUGAGCUUCUGGUACUUCUCUCCGGACUUCUGGCAAAUCCUAAGCUUGAGGCAUCGGUGUUGUCUAUUUGCUUAAACACGGCUUCAUUAACAUUCAUGAUCCCCUUUGGCCUUGGGGCAGCCAUAAGCACCCGUGUUUCGAACGAGCUUGGUGCUGGGCGACCUGAAGCUGCCCGUCUGGCUACUCGUGUGACCAUGGUUCUGGGUCUCGUGACAGGUGUGUCGUUAGGACUUAUUAUAGUCUCGGUGCGCGAUCUAUGGGGGUAUGCGUACAGCAACGAGAAGGAGGUGGUGGAGUACAUUGCAAGAAUGAUGCCGCUUCUUUCCGUGUCGAUCAUUUUCGACGAUAUGCAAUGUGUUCUUUCAGGUGUUGUUAGGGGCUGUGGCCUGCAAAGGAUUGGAGCUUGUGUCAAUCUCAGCGCAUACUACCUUAUCGGCAUCCCGGCGGCGCUAUGCUUUGCCUUUGUCUUCCAUCUUGGCGGAAUGGGGCUGUGGUUCGGAAUAAUCUGCGGAUUGAUCGUGCAGAUGCUGCUUCUGCUGGCCAUCACCGUGCGCACCAACUGGGACAAAGAGGCUCUCAAGGCGAAGGACAGAGUUUUCAGUUCGUCCCUGCCUCUAGACAUGACGACUUGAACAUGAAGAUGGAACAAGAUGCACAAUUGCUCUUGGCCAGGACCAGGGCGCUGACUGGGCAAAGGAGACAAGGAACUCGUGAGGAAAUUAAUUGGUCAUCGCUUAGUCUCCAUGUCACCAGCAUGGCGCUUCCUCCAAGGAAACGUCGCCCGAUGAAUGAUCUGUUUCAGUGAUUUUUUGUCGAAGACGUGAGAUAGAAUUAUAGAAAUAGAAUGGAUGUUUUCACAGGCAAAGGCAUGGCACUCAGUCGAUACGUGUAAGGAAAUAAAGCAAUAAAGUAAAAAUGUUGUGUUUACUAGAAAA